Messenger RNA from Olea europaea var. sylvestris, 585 nucleotides. RefSeq lists its product as uncharacterized. Bases 1 to 585 code for a protein of 194 amino acids. The record is from RefSeq and is a predicted model, not a curated record. The transcript is spliced from 2 exons. Lineage: Eukaryota; Viridiplantae; Streptophyta; Magnoliopsida; Lamiales; Oleaceae.
AUGCAUAUAGUUGAUGAGGAGCAAGUAGAUGAGUCUGAACAAUCAAUUGAGAAAAAUCUGAAAGACCAUACAGGCAAUCCACAAGCUAAGAUUCCAAGCUACGCAAAAAUUUUGAGGGACAUGAUAUCAAAGAAAAGAAAGCUUCCAAAAUUUGAAACUGUGGCAUUGACAGGAGAGAGCAGUGUAAGACUACAAAAGAAACUACCUCCCAAACUCAAGGAUCCAGGGAGUCUCACUUUACCUAUCUCAAUUGGAGAAGCUGGUUCUUUUAAUGCUUUGUGUGAUACAAGGGCAAGUAUUAACUUAAUGCCUUUAUCUGUAUAUAGGAAAUUGGGAUUAGGGGAGGCAAAGGAAACAACGAUGUUAUUGGAGCUAGUCGAUACAAGCAUCAAACAUCCAAGAGGCAAGGUUGAGGAUGCACUCAUCAAAGCUGGCAAGUUAAUAUUUCCGACAGACUUCAUUGUUCUCGACAUAGAAGAAGACAGGAAUAUUCCAAUAAUCUUGGGGCGACCAUUCUUAGCAACUGGUCGAACCUUGAUUGAUAUGAAGAAAUGUGAGCUAAUCUUGAGAGUGGAUGAAGAAUAA